AUGGAUUCUGGUCCUAAAACCACUCCUAUUAGUGAAUUUCAUAGAGAAAAAUUAGGUUUCUCAGUAGGAAAAAAAUGUCCAUCAAUAAAUUUACCAGAUGAUCUUUUUGAAGAAGAAAUAAAUCCGUGGAAGUUUUCGUUGAUCGGUCGUCUAAAUUUACAUAAUACUAAGUUUACAGAUGUGGCUAUCAGUUUAAGGAAACAAUGGAAGUUAGUGGAGGAGUGCAAGUUGAUUCCAAUUGGAAAAGGUUUCUUUACCAUCAAACUAGAUAAUGAAAUUGAUCGAAGUUAUUUUAAAGCAGGAGAAUGUACUGUGAAUUAUCAAGUUCUUAGAUUAAGAAAUUGGGUAUCUAAUUUUCGACCUGCUAAUGUGAGAACAUCUAAAGCUCAAGUGUGGGUUAGAUUUCCUGGUUUGGGUCUUGAGUUCUGGAAGGAGAAGAAAUUAUUUGAAAUCUGUAAGGAAAUAGGCACUCCAAUUAAGAUUGAUGUAGCUACUGCAAAAUGUGAGUUAGGAUUAUAUGCAAAUGUUUUGGUUGAGGUGGAUUUUACUCAACUAAUUCCCAGAAAGAUUUGGAUUAACAUGAAAUGUGGAGGUUUCUUUCAAGAUGUUAUGAUUCAUGAAUGUCCAAAAUUCUGUUCCACCUGCAAAAUAGUAGGACAUCUGGUUACUGAAUGUUAUGUAGAAAGGAAUAAAAACAAUAAUGCAAAUGCAAAGGCAGCUAAUGUCAAUUCUCAUAAAGAAACUCCUCAAGGUUUUAAGGCUUCUUCACAAGGUAAUAAUACUCAAUAUACUAAUUCAGUCUCAAAUGGUAAUAAUCCUCAAGGUACUAAAUUAUCUUUACAGGGUAAUAAUUCAUUUAAUGUUAUUCCUUUUGAUAUCUGUGACACUAAUGCUAGAGAAGAAGAGGAUUCUGUGAUAAGGUCAAUUAAUGAGAAUAAUAUUUUAACUCCACAUAAGGAAACAAUAUCCAUUAAUUCUAGAAGAUUUGGUUCCAUUGCUAAUGAACAAUCUAAAACAAGAGAAAACAAUGUUACUAUGGAGGUGGAAAAAGUAAUGGAGGUAGCAGAGCAAAAUGCAAAUGAAUAA
Molecule: messenger RNA, 1086 nt
Organism: Papaver somniferum (opium poppy)
Lineage: Eukaryota; Viridiplantae; Streptophyta; Magnoliopsida; Ranunculales; Papaveraceae
Exons: 1
Coding region: 1-1086 (361 amino acids)
Source: RefSeq, a predicted model, not a curated record